Stylophora pistillata is the source of this 2057-nucleotide messenger RNA. RefSeq lists its product as uncharacterized. The record is from RefSeq and is a predicted model, not a curated record. Lineage: Eukaryota; Metazoa; Cnidaria; Anthozoa; Scleractinia; Pocilloporidae. Gene Ontology annotation, molecular function: protein binding.
CAUAUCAGCUUCCUAAGUAGUCGAGAAAACGAUGUCAUGUGAAAACAAACCUUUUUCUGGUUGACAGUCGUAUCUUUGCCAUAUAUAAACUGUAAAAUCUGGAACAAUGACCGACCGGAAGUCCACUAUACUUUCAUUAUUUUAUUUUAAAACAUAAUGUGAUUUUCAUCUUAUCGAAAACAGCGAAAAUACAAAGGCUGACAAUGGAUAAUCUCAAAGAAUUACUCGCGCGAAAAACGUUAAACAAAUUAAGCUAUGUCGCUGUUAUUGGUUGGAUCCUGAUCGGUUUAAUCUUCCUUGGCAUUUUCUUAGAGACAGAAAGCAACGAAUCCAGGUUUGAUUUCCGCUGUGGCGGGGCGAAGAAAGAAGAAAUCGACCUUGUUCGCGGACAGUGUUUCGAGCUGUACGAGAAGCAAUACAAUAAACACCGUCUUCCUAUCUAUGGCUUCGUAAGCCUUAACUUCGUUCUCGUUGGAUUUGUUUCCGCUGUUUACUCCCAAAUAGUAAGCCCUACAGUUGAUCAACUGUUGCCAAGCGCUCGCAACGGUGAUCUCGAAGGACAGUCGCUCCACCAAGAAAAUGCAUUAAAUACAUUAUCAGCGGGAAAAAAGCUGUUUAUCGCUUACUGCUGUCAACUUUUGACGAGGCUUGUGUUAGGAGUGCUCUUCAUGGUUCUACAAACUCAAUUUCUUUAUCCUCUGGGCUUUCCCUCCCGCUUUUCUUGUUCUCCAACCUCUGGAGGGAAUCAGCCAAGGAGUUUUAUUGGCGUCAUGCAAAACUCCACAUCAAUUUUACACCAUUGUCAUAAUCAGCGAGCGGCUAAGAAAAACUCCUGGAUGUGCGCUCUCCUCGUCGUGAACGGAAUUUUUGUCUUUUGCAUUCUGAUGGAAAUCAUCUCUAUUUUGCUACGAGCUUUGAAAGACGAUAGAUUCAUGAAAAACUCCAAUUUUCUAACAGCUCACUUGAACUCCUCCCAUGGCAACUCGCAAAAUGCUUCCACCUCGAUCGGGUUGAAACCAGAACCUCAGCAGCAAGAAGAAGAAACAGAACAUGAAACAAACAUUCUCCAUCGGCCAAGCGAGUACGAACAACUCCUAAAAGUACCACUUCAGGAGUUCAUCGAGAAUACAAAGACAAAAAUUUUAAAAGAUACACGUCGACCACCACAACUCCGGUCGCCUUUUUCAAGUACUCCCGGCGAAGGACACCCAGCUAAACAUUUGACUCUAGAUCAGAUUUACACAAACCUGGUAGUUGUUCCGGAAAGAGCUAAAUAUAACUUCACUGGAGACAGACGGGAGAAAUUGGAAGUUUAUGCGAGAUCGGGUAAGAAAAACACAGCACCUAGUGGGCCAGAGGACAUCCUUAACCACGAAAACAAAAAAGUUUUGAUUGUUGGUCGCCCUGGAAUCGGAAAGACACUUUGCUGUACCAAAAUUCUGAGAGACUGGGCGUUUAAAAAAGUAUUCCAUAAAUCGUCUGAUACGAAAAUCCAUUUUGAUGCUGCUUUCUUUAUCAAAUUCAGAGCUUUCAACGCGGCAAACGACCUUAGCCUCAGAGAACUCCUCACAUUGUCAGAACAUUCUCCCUCAGAUCACCUGAAUGACGCGGUUUGGAAUUACAUCCUUGAGAACCCCAAAAAAUUUCUCCUUAUUUUCGAUGGAAUCGAUGAAUUCAAACAUAACUCAAAGAUCGGCGAUGAAAACUACGAUCCUCAAUUCAGAGACCUCGUGGACGAAAAGAUGCCCGUUUACGCACUAUACGAGAAACUUGCGACUGGGAAACUUCUCGACGGAGCUGCCGUUUUGACGACUACAAGACCUACCGCUAUGCCAUGCAUCGAAAAGAUUCCUUUUGACAAAGUCUACGAGAUCCUCGGCUUCUCAUCCACACAAGUCAAAGAUUAUGUAACCAAAUUUGGUGAAGAAGACAAGGAUGUGGGAAAAACACUAUGGCGACACAUCGGCGGUAACAUGAACAUCCUCUCUCUAUGCUACAUUCCUGCGAGUUGCUUCAUCAUUUGCUCAACUCUCUUUCAUAUGCUGAGCUUUAAAGGU